Messenger RNA from Saccharomyces mikatae IFO 1815, 432 nucleotides. RefSeq names its product U4/U6-U5 snRNP complex subunit DIB1 (gene DIB1). Bases 1 to 432 code for a protein of 143 amino acids. NCBI's taxonomy places the organism in Eukaryota, Fungi, Ascomycota, Saccharomycetes, Saccharomycetales, Saccharomycetaceae. Gene Ontology annotation, cellular component: spliceosomal complex; U5 snRNP; U4/U6 x U5 tri-snRNP complex. The transcript has a single exon. The record is from RefSeq and is a predicted model, not a curated record. Gene Ontology annotation, biological process: mRNA splicing, via spliceosome.
AUGGCCAGUGUGUUAUUACCUCAAUUGCGUACGGGGUGGCAUGUAGACCAAGCUAUUGUUACCGAAAGUGAACGACUCGUGGUAAUUCGUUUUGGUCGCAAAAAUGAUAGACAAUGUAUGAUCAUGGACGAGCUGCUAUCUUCAAUCGCCGAGAGAGUAAGGAAUUUUGCCGCCAUUUAUUUAUGUGAUAUCGGUGAGGUCCCAGAUUUCGAUGAGAUGUACGAGUUGACGGACCCCAUGACUGUGAUGUUUUUCUACCAGAAUAAACAUAUGAUGUGUGAUUUUGGGACAGGGAAUAACAACAAAUUAAACUUUAUUGUGGACGACAAACAAGAAAUGAUAGACAUUUUGGAAACUAUAUUCAGAGGUGCCAGGAAGAACAAAGGGUUAGUGAUCUCUCCGUAUGAUUACAACCAUAAACGUGCGCCAUGA